Molecule: messenger RNA, 354 nt
Organism: Solanum tuberosum (potato)
Lineage: Eukaryota; Viridiplantae; Streptophyta; Magnoliopsida; Solanales; Solanaceae
Product: periaxin-like
Exons: 1
Coding region: 1-354 (117 amino acids)
Source: RefSeq, a predicted model, not a curated record
AUGGGUCAGCAUUCCAACAUAUCCUCCCUCUUACUAUUUGCAUUUCUUAAUUUAUUCUUCAUUCAUGGCAACAUAACUGGUGCGGUUGCACGCCACCUCCUAGAGAUGCCUGUCCCUGAGAUACCUAAACCAGAACUACCAAAGGUUCCAGCCUUGCCAAAGCUUGAAAUCCCAACUCUGCCGAAGCCUGGGCUUCCAACCAUACCAAAGCCUAAAAUUCCAGAACUACCAAAGACAAAAUUCCCCAAGUUACCAAAGCUAAAAGCCCCAACUAUGCCAAAGCCUGAAAUUCCAGAACUACCUAAACCAACUCUUCCUUCACUUUCUCCACCUUACAAACCUGCUACUCCUUGA